UUGUUGACAUGACAAUCAACAGUAAUCAAUUUACAGAUCAAGACAAAAUGGGCAAGACAAAUGUACCGAAAAGCACAAUGCCUGAUCGCCGACGUCAGCGCCAUCAGAGGACGCGGCAAGAUGCUGGUGUUCGGGAUGACCCAGUUGGAGCUAGUAACCGAGACGAGGUGAGGCCAAAAGCAGCUCCUCCUGAGACGACUAGACCUGAGAGACAAGGAGGUAGUGGAGUAAGUUAUGCUGAACCCAAGGAGUAUGAAGCAGUGACCAUCAUGCCUGAUAAGGAAGCUCCAUCCGAACCUCAGAAGUACCGUCGCCGAGAAGUGAUAAGUAACUGGUCGAGGUAUGAAGAGUUGCCCCCAGAUGAUGAACCUGAAGAUGGGGAAGAUUAUAUGAUUGGGGAAGACUUCUCCAAGAUUCUUGAACAACAAGCAAAUUCAGCUGAUGGAGGGUUCUUCAAGAUGAAAGGUGAAAAAAUGUGGGAUGACACAGAGAUUGGCAUUCUUACUUCUCAUGGUCUUGGAGCACUGAAUGUGGCUGAUAUUGUGGCUGCUUUUAAUACCAUACCACUACAUGUGCAACUUAACAUCCCAGAGGAAACGCUGCCUAAGCGUGUUGUUAAACAUUAUGUAAAUCUUGCAGAAGAUAAUCUGAAGUUGUAUAAACCUAGCAGUGGUUAUGCAAACUGCAUGGAUGUUAAUGAAAAGAUUCUCCAGAGUCUGAAAAUCAGUGAGGAUGAGCCCCUUACACUUGUGAAUGAUGAAUCGACUGAUGACAGACAAGGCUCCAAGAAUGCAGUGGAUGUGGCAUUGACACUGAGUAGUGAAUUUGCUCCAGAGCCUGAUGAUGUUGAUCUAGAUACGCUAAUUAGAGAGCCAAGUCCAGAGAAACGGCCAAGUCCAGUCAAAGAGAUGAAGAGGAGGGUCAAAGAAACUACCCCAGUGAAAGAAUUUAGCCCUGCUAAGGAGUACAGUCCAAUGAGAGACUUUAAACCUGUGAAAGAUGUUAGCUCAAUAAAAGAAUUUAGCCCUGUUAAAGAAUUUAAUCCAAUUAAAGAUUUUAGCCCUGUUAAAGAAGUUAGUCCACUUAAAGAAGUUAGUCCAUUUAGAGAUAUUAGUCCACUAAAAGAACCAAGUCCAUUUAAAGAAACUAGUCCAUUUAAGGAAAUUAGCCCACUUAAGGAUAUUAAUCCAAUUCAGAAUGCUAGUUUUAUGAAAGAAGUUAGCCCUCUUAAAGAAAUUAGUCCCAUGAGAGAGGUUCCUCAAGUGAGCAAUGAAACUAAUCCUGUGACUGAAGAACCUGAAGUGGAGGAGACGCCUAAGGUAGAGACCGAAGUCACUCAUGUUCCAAAGGAGAGGAGAAGAGGUAGAAGAGAAGCAAAUACCUCUGCACAAAACAAGAAAUCUGAAAAUGAGAAGCCAAAAGAAUUAGUUAGAGAUAAGAGUCCCAAAGAAAAGAUGAAGGAGAAGAGUCCUAGAGAGAAGAGAAAGGAAAAGGGCCACAAGGAACAGGUAAAGGAGAAGAGCCCAAGGGAACAUGUGAAGGAGAAGAGCCCAAGGGAACAGGUGAAGGAGAAGAGCCCAAGGGAACAGGUGAAGGAGAAGAGCCCAAGGGAACAGGUGAAGGAGAGGAGCCCAAGGGAACAGGUGAAGGAGUGGAGCCCACAAGAACAACUGAAGGAGAAGAGUCCCAAAGAACAGGUAAAGGAAACAAAUCUGAUCAUCCCAGACUUUAGUGUAACAAAGAAAAUGGAGAAUAAUGAUUCCCAAAUGGAAUUCAAUUUUGGACUGCUACGGGCUCCUGCAUCUGCCCUUUUCGAGUCUAAGAAGACUGCCAAGGAUGAAAAGAAGGAGUUUGAGCUGCCAAUGCCCCUAAAGCUAGAGGAGAAGGAGGAAUCGGUUCCAGAAGGACCAGUGAUAGAUUUGGAUGAGCCUGUGACAGCAGAGAAACCUGUGCUGCUCCUUAGUAAGACUGAGGCUGAUGACUUAGAGGAUUGGCUGGAUUCUGUACUAGAUGAUUAAUUACAAAAUAUGAGUUUUCAUAGUUGCGGCAUCUUUUUGCUGUCUCUGUGUGUGAUAUAAUUUUUUUUUUUACCUGGAUUGAACAUUAUUGAUAUAUUGUAAUUUUUUUUUCAGAAAUAAUAUGUAUUUGAGUUACAUUGUCUUUAGCAGUUUUGUUGUGUAUUAUGUGAGAACAGUCUUAAUGACAGGAUUAAUAUAAGAAACAGCCUGUCUCUAGAAUCUUAGCAAGAUCAUCAAAUAUUUUGAUUGGAUUGUAGUUGUGUUCAUUGCCAUAUCUUUUUUACCUGCUGUGUUGAUUUGAGGUUGGAAGUGCUGCUAAAAGUAAAAUUCUUUCUUCUGGUAAAAACAAAAAACAAAAAAAUACAUCUAUCAAGGAAUCAGUGUAAAAAAAGAAAUAUUGUCUAUAGUUAACCUUUGUUCCUUUGCCAAAGCAAUAUAGAUUUCAGCUUCAUUACCAUUUGAAGGGCAGUUUUAAAGGACUUUUUGUGGAAAUAAAUAUAAACUAUAACUCUAGAGUAAUGGCAUUUUUAUGCAUGGCUUUGUGUUGCAGGUUUCUAAUUGCAUGAUUUACUGUAAAUGUUUUUUCAUGUAGUUGCAGGAGUUCAUGUAAAUUUUGAAGAAUAUGAUACAUGAAAAGUAUAUAUCUAUAUUAAUCAGUCAUACUUACGAUAUUCUACAUAUGUACAUAGAUAAAGAAAUGCACACACACAUAUGAAUACACCUGCAUAUGCACAUGUACACACACACACACACACAGGCACAAGCAUCCCCCCCCCCCCACAC
Messenger RNA from Penaeus chinensis, 2801 nucleotides. Its product is annotated as muscle M-line assembly protein unc-89-like. Bases 9 to 2018 code for a protein of 669 amino acids. The transcript has 6 exons. Gene Ontology annotation, biological process: negative regulation of G2/M transition of mitotic cell cycle. The record is from RefSeq and is a predicted model, not a curated record. Lineage: Eukaryota; Metazoa; Arthropoda; Malacostraca; Decapoda; Penaeidae.